AUGAAGGCACUUCUAUUAACCUACAAAAUCAAAGAUACCGAGAGCAUCAAUUGGUCUAAGGCCUUAGCUUCGUAUCUCAAAAGAUCGUAUGGAUCUUCCACAUGGAGUCAGUUUUUCGACGUGAAGCAGGCCGAGAAUUUGGAUCGUUUGCGCAAUAAUGCUAAUGGGAGUCUGGCUCCUGAGGCACUUCUAGAACAAAACCUUCUUUACUACGCGUUUUUAGAGCAGCUGUACAUGAGGCUAGGUGCGAACUCUGGCCAAUUGAACAUCGAUUACACAUGGUACGAUGCGGCAUACACGUCGACAAGUGGGUCCCAAAAGUAUACGCAGAGGACGGUAGCUUUCGAAAAGUCAAGCGUACUUUACAACUUGGCUGUUGUCAUGACUUUAGCUGCGAAAGAACAACUAGAUAACGACAUAAAAAUCGCAAUUGGCUACAUGUCGCGAGCGUUUGCAUGUUUCGAAUAUCUAAGUGAAAAUUUCCUCAAUUCUCCUUCUGUGGAUUUGCAAGCAGAAGUUUCCAAGUUUCUAGCUAACGUUUGCCAUGCAGAAGCGCAAGAGCUUUUUUUAUUAAGAAUCAUCAAUGGCCCAGACACCGCUAAGCAUGCAUCGCUUAUUGCAAAACUGGCAUCAAUGGCUUCUUCAUUAUACGAGAAGGCCGUUAGCUUUUAUGAGACAGAUUCUAAAACAACGCCAUCUGAAGUUCCGUAUGGGGACAGCAAGUGGAAAAGCAUUCUUUCCUGUAAAGUAAGCUUUUACAAAAGCGUGUCAGCGUAUAAUUAUGGAAUUGCCCUCGAGCAACAAAACAAGUUUGGGGAGGCCAUAGCUUUCAUGCAGCUUGCCGAGAAUGCUAUUUUGUCCGCUCUGGUCCACAAACUAUACGUCAAAGAUACUAUGGAUCUCGAGUCAUUCAAAAACCUCGUUCAGGCCAAGCACAAGAGCCUGGUCAAAGACAAUGAUUUUAUUUACCACGAUACUAUACCUUCUGACGCAUCCAUGGAAAAUAUAAAAGGUAUGGAUGCCGUAAAGCCACCGCCAUUGGCCAAACAAUUAGAGUCCUACAUGGAUAAAGUAGCAGAGUCCUCUGACAUACUGUUCAAAGGAAUAGUACCACUCGAAGUCUAUGAGAAGGAGAGCAUUUAUUCAGAACUGAAAGCGGACCUCUUGAGGAGGGAACUGGAAGUUGCCGACACGGCUGAUUGGGAAUAUUCGUCGUUUGUUGAAUUUACAACACUGCCAAAAAUUGUAAAGGACCUGGAAAGCAGAUAUACAAACAGCACAAACUCAAGCAGAACAGAUAAUUCUCAAUCGGCUAUCAUGAAAGAGAAACUAGAUUCCUGGUCUAAAUCGGUGUUGAGAUCUCCAUACAAUAAUGUUGAGCUUCAGAUGCAAUCUAUCGUUGCGCUUAGAAAGCAGAUCUUGGGACUUUUGGGUUCAAUUCCAGACGAGCAACAGGAAAACGCUGUAAAGCUAAAAUCAUCUCUCUUGGCCGCAUCCAAAUCGGACGACAAGCUCUUUUCCUUUGUCCAAUCGAACUUAAAAGAGAUUCAAUUACUCAAGAACCCUGCUGCUUUGCAACAUCAGUGGAGUGCAUUGGAUUCCUCGCAACACGAACAGCCUGAUUUGCUGGACAUCGACGACAACAAGAAUGAAGAAAUAAGGCAGAAAAUUAAGAACGUGGGAGGUCAGAAUGAUGAUUUAAAGGUUCUCAAGGAUGAGCGAUCUAGCAUAGUGCAAGACCUCAAAAAAGCAGUUAAUGACGAUGAUAUAACAAGGGUCGUUCUUAUGAACCGCGAUAUGACAGAUAACGAAUUACGAGAACUAUUCGGUAAAGAACUCGAUAAGUUCAAGCCACUCAGUACCCGGAUAGAGGCAACAAUUUUCAAACAGCGCAAUCUUAUAAACACCAUAAAGAUCAGCUUGGAUGAAAUUUUCAAGCUCACUGGGUUAGAUGAUGAUAUGUCUAAGAAGGACCCUAAUCUGGCAAAGAGAAAUGACUUUUACAACAGACUAAGCCAAGCCUUCACAAACUUUUCUGUUUUCUCUAACGAUCUGCCGAAGGGGCUCAAGUUUUAUGAGUCUCUACUCAAAAUGGCUCAAAAUCUCCCAUCUGUUGAUCCUAAUAGAAAAGCGGCGACAACAGGGGUCGCUCCGGAAUUGCCAGAUCAGCUAAAUCAAAGCUUUCAGCGGCUAAACAUCGGGGCGAAUACCGAUAGAAAGGAAAGCAACCACACUGCAAAUCCACCUCUUGUGCCCCCACGAACAUACGGGGUUCCUGACCAGUAUCCGAUUUCCCCAUCUAUUCCGCCCAAACAGCCACCAUCAGGUAUCAGCGGUUUGCAAAACUUUGGAACACCAUCUAAUAAAACCGACCAGGAUCCAACGUCGUUUUAUGAUAACCCAUCGGUAUUUGACGAGAGCCUCUAUUCACGUUUCGGCGGGUGA
Lachancea sp. 'fantastica' is the source of this 2445-nucleotide messenger RNA. The record is from the annotation of a GenBank genome assembly. NCBI's taxonomy places the organism in Eukaryota, Fungi, Ascomycota, Saccharomycetes, Saccharomycetales, Saccharomycetaceae.